Messenger RNA from Cygnus olor (mute swan), 2168 nucleotides. RefSeq names its product dual specificity protein phosphatase 13-like. Gene Ontology annotation, biological process: negative regulation of MAPK cascade; protein dephosphorylation. Gene Ontology annotation, cellular component: cytoplasm. Gene Ontology annotation, molecular function: MAP kinase phosphatase activity; protein tyrosine/serine/threonine phosphatase activity. NCBI's taxonomy places the organism in Eukaryota, Metazoa, Chordata, Aves, Anseriformes, Anatidae. The transcript is spliced from 5 exons. The record is from RefSeq and is a predicted model, not a curated record. The coding region runs from base 434 to 1042 and encodes 202 amino acids.
CUGCUUUUUGUCACAAGCUUUCAUACACAAUUCUCCACAGCUUCAUAGCCCAAAGCAAGAAAGACCUGUGGAGACUUGGUGUCCCUUGGGUACUGAAUGCUGCACAUUUUGCAUACGGACGCAAAGGGGACCAAACAUUCCGUGGCCAGAAAAGUCAUUGUUAUGGAAUAUCUGCAGAAGACUUUCACCUUGGUACGCAUUUCUGUACCACCUCUGAGUACAUUCACAAGGCCAAAUGGUGAUAUUGUCUCCAUGGUAAGAGGGAGGAUAGCAGCAUCCUGAAAGAUAUGGAGUGGCCCACAAAACUACAUCCAAGUCAGUGUCAAGGAUCACACAUGGCCCACUGUAGUGACCGGAGUGUAUCUUCUGUAACAGAAGAGAAAAAAAAAAGCUGUCUCUGAGACAAACCGAGUGUGUGCAAGAAAGGAGCAAGAUGCCUUACACCAGAGAUGACUCUUCCCCAACCAGCAGUGCAGGUAGCCCAGAUUCCUAUGAAACACCAGCGCUAGCAGACCUCCAGCGGCUGAUUUGGUUCAGAGGAGGGUUGGAUAAUCACGUGGACCAAGUCUGGCCAAACAUUUACCUGGGAGAUGCGUGGGCUGCUAGGUGCAAAACUACUCUUCAAAGCCUCAACAUUACUCACAUCCUUAAUGCAGCAGAUGGGCCAUACAGUAUCAACACGGGAGCCAGAUAUUACAAAGAUCUGCAAAUAGAGUACUUCGGAGUAGAAGCAUUUGAUGAUCCUUCCUUUGAUUUAAGUAUCUUCUUCUACGACGCUGCCAAUUUCAUUGGCAAAGCCUUAAACACUUCAGGAGGUAAAGUGUUCGUGCAUUGUGCCAUAGGGGUAAGCCGCUCUGCAUCCUUAGUGCUUGCCUUUUUGAUGAUCCAUGAAAACAUGACACUUGUGGAUGCUCUGAAAACAGUGGGUUCUCACAGAAACAUCUGCCCAAACACAGGGUUCCUCAGCCAGCUCCGAGACUUGGACAUUAAAUUAAAUGAAGAGAGGAAAGGAAACAGAGAAUCUGCUGGCAAAGAGUUGUAAGAAAGUAUUCCUAAAAGAAAGAAAGAAGACAAAACAUUACUUGAGUUUCCUAAAUCUCUUUCAAAUGAAUUACGAUUGCAAACUAAGGAUGUUUAAGAUACACUAGAAUGCAUGUUAUUAGUAAAAGUACAUUUUACUUGAUCUUCCCAUUUUGCAACACCAUCCUAGAUUAUACUUACAGUUGAUUGUGUAUUGUAUCCUUCACUCUCCACCUUAAAACAUUGCUCUGCUGGUUUAAAAAAAAAAAGAAAAGAUAUCAGGUUCCACUUCAGAAAUAGCUGCAUUUCAGCAAGGAGUGAAGCUCAUAUCACUUUAUGAAGUGUUAGGCUAUUUGAGGUGAAAGAUGCCAUAUUAUUUAUGCUACAAUAAUGCUCAGAAGUUUUCUUAUGAAUCAGCCUUCCCCCCCACCCCCUUUGCUUUCCAUAUCUAAAAUGGUUUAUAUUUUGAGACUUGAAUCUGGCAGUAGUUAAUUCUUGCUUUUACAAUUGGUGGAGCCCCUGAGUUGACGGUAAAGAGUCUGCUUAGAGGCAGAGCAGCUGGAAUACAACACAAGCCACUCUUAAAGAGAUGAUUCCAAGUCUAUUUACAGUGAUUUCCUUUUGACUGUUCAUCAAAUAAUCGUUUUUUUCCUCCAUGAAAAAAUCUUUGUUCAAGAGGGCACUCAAAUCCUCUUCAUCUUCCCUACUAAAUUCAUCCAGGAGGUGCCGUGGAAAUUGCUUCUGAAGAGGAAAGUGGGUUCCAAGCUGAGGCUCCGAAUAGCCACAUGGGCAGUGGGAUUAGGUGCAGGAAGGAAUGUGACAACAAAGUUCAAGGGAUCCCAAAUCUGUCUGGCAGUUCAACAUCAUAAAACUCAUGAUUUUCUUUCUCAGAAAUAAAGGCCAUUAGCAUUGCAACAUCAUGUUCUGUGGCAUUUGCUUUUGUGAGGGGACUCAAGUGAAAACUGAAGGGACACAGGAACAGCAAGGGAGGUGCUGACAGGCAUCAGACUUUCAUCUUUGUGUCUCUGGGCCACCAUAGGAGUGCUCAAUAGCUACUGUCAUCUGAUGGAUCAGUGCUGCCUGGAAACUAUGAGAGGCACAUCUGGCUCUUGGUUCCCAGUGGACAAAUGUUCAGAGCACAGAGCCAG